AUGGACGAAGAGGAGGACACGACAAACAAGAUGCCGUCUCAAGAUCUAGAUUUAUUCUUAAAUGAGUACGUGGAACAAUUAUUCAGUCAAGAGCUCGACGUAAACGCGAUCGGGUUACGAACCGAAGUGGAAGAUGACGCUGUCGGCUCGUUCUUACGCGGUGGUGGUGGUGGUGGUGAUGGUACGAAUGUUACUAAUACUACUAAUACUACGAAUGCGACGACCGCCACCACCACUGAUGGAAGGAAACGAGAACGGAGUAACAACUCGACGAAUGGAGACGAAAAUAAUAACGAAGAAGUGCAAAAUGCAACAAAAAAGAAAGAAACGACGGUGUUGAAACAAAACGCGCACGCUCAACGACGAUACCGAGAACGAAUAAAACAGAAAUCAGAAGAGAUGGAAAAUCAAGUGAAGGCUUUACAGGAGAAAGUACGAAUGUUGGAAGCGGAGAAGGCGACGCAAGUGCCAAUCAACCAACAGUUGUUGGAGCAUAAAAACAACCUGUACGAGUCACAGUUGAUGAUGUUUAAAAGAGCUAGGAGAGCGGACAUUGAAAGUUCGACGAUGUCAUCUGCAAUGACGAUGAACACGGCGCUGAAUGGGGCGAUGUCAAGUAAAAAUAAUCGCUAUGAAGCUACAAUGGGAGAGAUGGUGAUGUUGAACGGUAUGCCGGAAGUUCCAAAACAGUUUACGCUUCCAGAAGGCAUCGAUUCUUUGGAAGAGUUCAAGAAACAAUUUCCUGAGUUGAAGCAUUCUAUCAAUGGCGUCGGCGAUGUCACUGCGAAAACUGAAGACGGGGGAUUAGAAGAAGAAGAAGUGAUUGUUGAUAACACUUUGGAAAGCUUGCAUUACAAGUGGAUGAACCAAAUUUCCGUUUUGUCGCUCACGAAUAUUGAAGAGAAAACAAAUAAGAAAGGCGGCAACGCUGACGAUACCGCCGCUAAAAGUGAGGGAAAUGAUGAAGAACGCCCCCUCUCCGUGAAAGAAGCGAGCGUGGAUUUGAUUAAUAAAAUGGUCGAUGAAACGUGCACUCUGUGCAUGCACAUUGGGAACGCUAUCGGUAGAGAUAACGCCAAAAUAAGCUUCGAUUAUUACGAUAACAUGGGUUUUAGAAAAGAUUUUGACGUGCUUGGAAAGGAUGAAGAUUCAAAAAUGAAGUUUUAUUCGAACGUUGUCGCAAAUUUAGGUUUGAGCGAGCAACAGAAGCAGGCGCUGAUCGCCGUGCACGAUAUCUCGAAGGCACAGUUCAGAAGACUGUUCGAAGCGAGGGCUCGAAUCAACGAUGGAAUGAAGGAAUUGUGCGCCAAAGGUAAGGAAAAUACGAAGGACGGAGCUAAAGGGUUGAUUCGUUGGCUCGCUGGAAAGCACUGGCGAUGGACAUUUCAAUGGACGUUGUGCAUAAAAUUCUCGAGCCGAAGCAAGCUGCGAGAUACUUGA
Bathycoccus prasinos is the source of this 1440-nucleotide messenger RNA. RefSeq lists its product with no specific name. Lineage: Eukaryota; Viridiplantae; Chlorophyta; Mamiellophyceae; Mamiellales; Bathycoccaceae. The transcript has 2 exons. Bases 1 to 1440 code for a protein of 479 amino acids. The record is from RefSeq and is a predicted model, not a curated record.